AUGUCAUCCAGAUCGAUUUACCGUACUCUUCGACCGGUGCUAUCAUCUUCGGUACGAUACUCCGGUUUAGGUACUGGACCGGGAAUAAGGGAACAAGUCAUCAGCCACUUGCCAACUGUUCGGUUUUUGAGCUCCGACACGACAUCUCCGGCGACUGAUAAUAACCACCCGGAAACUCCUAUCCGGACGGCAGACGGCAAAGUCAUAUCAACAUAUUGGGGUAUACCUCCGGCUAAGAUCACUAAGUCGGACGGUUCAGCUUGGAAGUGGAAUUGUUUUCAGCCAUGGGAUUCAUACAAACCGGACGUGUCCAUUGAUAUAACCAAACAUCACAAACCGGCCAAUUUCACUGACAAAUUCGCAUAUUGGACCGUCCAAACUCUGAAAAUACCGGUUCGAUUAUUUUUCCAGAGAAAGCAUAUGUGCCAUGCAAUGUUACUGGAGACGGUCGCAGCGGUACCGGGAAUGGUCGGAGGGAUGCUUUUGCACUUGAAAUCUCUUCGGAGAUUCGAACAAAGCGGCGGAUGGAUCAAAGCAUUGCUCGAAGAAGCCGAGAACGAGCGUAUGCACCUCAUGACCUUCAUCGAACUCUCACAACCCAAAUGGUACGAACGAGCGAUUGUGUUUACGGUCCAAGGAGUCUUCUUCAACGCAUAUUUCUUGUCUUAUGUGAUUUCUCCGAAACUUGCUCAUCGCAUCACCGGAUACUUGGAAGAAGAGGCUGUGAAUUCUUACACCGAGUUUCUCGAAGACAUUGAUGCUGGAAAAUUCGAAAACUCGCCAGCACCGGCCAUCGCGAUCGAUUACUGGCGACUGCCUAAAGACGCAACGUUGAGAGACGUGGUCUUUGUCAUCCGAGCUGACGAAGCUCACCACCGAGAUAUUAACCAUUAUGCUUCGGACAUACAGUUUCAAGGACACGAACUCAAGGAAGCUCCGGCACCGAUUGGAUAUCACUAA
Molecule: messenger RNA, 960 nt
Organism: Microthlaspi erraticum
Lineage: Eukaryota; Viridiplantae; Streptophyta; Magnoliopsida; Brassicales; Brassicaceae
Source: the annotation of a GenBank genome assembly